Molecule: messenger RNA, 1272 nt
Organism: Caenorhabditis bovis
Lineage: Eukaryota; Metazoa; Nematoda; Chromadorea; Rhabditida; Rhabditidae
Source: the annotation of a GenBank genome assembly
AUGAUCGCUCAAAUGGAAUUGAUUGGAAAUGAGAAAAUCGGAAUUUUGAACAAGAGAAUCGAUGUCCUUGAGCUUGCCAAGGAUAUCGCCGCGAAAAAGGAUCUUCAGAACAAUGACUCAUCCUUCAUGAUUGUCUCGUUGGAUCGUAUUCUUGAUAGAUUCAAAUUGUGGAAAAAAGAGUUGCCAAUGGUUGAGCCUUUUUACGCUGUGAAGUGCAACACUGAUCCUGUGUUGGUUCGAAUCCUAGCGACUCUCGGAUGCGGAUUCGAUUGUGCGAGUCGCGAAGAGAUCGACAUUGUCAUGGCAACUGGGGUUACCGCAGAUCGGGUUAUCUACGCAAAUCCCUGCAAGACCCGCAGUUUCAUUGCACAUGCGUUGGAGCGUGAUGUUCGCAUGAUGACAUUUGAUAACAGCGAGGAGCUUAAGAAGGUUUCUAAGCUUCACCCAAACGCAGAGAUGAUCCUUCGAAUUGCUGUUUCAGAUCCAACAGCUACUUGUCCGUUAAAUCUGAAAUUUGGCUGUGAUCCAGUGCUUGCCGCACCUCAACUUCUCAAAAAAGCUUAUGAUGAAGGAGUAAACGUUGUCGGUAUCUCGUUCCAUGUGGGAAGUGGAUGCAACGACGCUACCGCCUAUCGUACGGCUCUUCAACACGCAAAGAACCUAUGCGAAAUUGGAGAAGGCUUUGGAUUCAGAAUGAAUAUCAUUGAUAUGGGUGGAGGCUUUCCUGGAGCAGAACAUCAAAAUUCGUUUGAGAAUAUUGCCAAGGUGAUCCGCGAGGCCAUUGAUGACUUCUUCCCAGAUACUGAGAAACGACUCAUCGCCGAACCCGGAAGAUUCUUUGCUGCUGGGCCAUUCAGUCUUGUGGCCAACAUAAUUCAUUCUACCGAAGUUCCUGCUUCGAAGAUCACAAAAAAUGCAAACGAUUCGGCCGACACUGGAUACAUGUACUAUAUCAAUGAUGGAGUAUAUGGAUCAUUCAAUUGUAUUCUGUUCGACCAUGUUCAUCCAGAAGGAUUCGCGCUUUUUCCACCGGCAACAGAAGAACGCUUCAUCUCAACCAUUUGGGGUCCGACAUGUGACAGUUUGGAUAUGGUCGAAGACCAGAAAUCCAUGCCAAAGAUGGAGGUCGGUGAUUGGAUGUUCUAUCCGGAUAUGGGAGCAUAUACAAGCGCGGCGGCUACCACAUUCAACGGAUUUGCAAAGCCAACUAUGAUGUACGUCAUCAGCGAAGAUAUGUGGAAUCAAACCGUUAAGAAUUCAGACUUUAUUUGA